AUGUUCUCCAUGCUCUUUGUAAUACUGGCUCUGGCACUACCAGUGCCCGCCAUAUCAUCCUGCAACAGCACAUGCACACCCGAGACAAUUCAGACACGUGUUGAGUGGGCGAAUAUGGCAGACACUGAUAAACACUCCUACCUAAAGGCAGUGAAUUGUCUUAUGAAGCUACCUGCUCAGACAGGUAUAAAUGGUACGGUCACAAGGUUUGACGAUAUGCAUGCAAUGCAUCAGGUGCAGACGAAAGAAAUCCAUAUUGUAUUUCUGCCAUUCCACCGUCUCUAUGUAUUUGUGUAUGAGCAGCUCUUGCGAGAGGAGUGCGGCUAUAAGGGGCCAACACCUUGGUGGGAUGAAACCCGAGACGCAGGCAAUUUCAUGGACUCGCCGCUCCUUGAUCCUGAUACAGGAUUUGGUGGGAACGGGACUGGUCCAGAUGGAUGUGUUACUGAUGGUCCUUUCGCAAAUACCACUCUUCACAUUGGUCCGGGCCAAACUCUGACUGAACAUUGCUUAUCCCGCUCAGUUGAGGAGACGAAUAGCACCCUCGCCAACGAAACCUAUGUUGAGCACUGCCACAAUUUAAGCACCUACCUCGAUUUUUGGGAGGAGACCGGUUUGACAACCCACGGUGCUGGUCAUAGUGGAAUUGGCGGAGUCAUGCAGGAUAUCGAUGCAAGCCCCGGAGACCCUGACAAUCGCGUAUAUCAACUGGGCGGCCCUUCCUCGCAGGGGCCGUGCGAAGGAGGAUGCCAAGAGACGACUCUGGACUACGUAAUGACCACCUAUGAAAUUCGCCCGAACGUUACUGUAGGAGAUGUCAUGGACAUUCAGGGCGGAUAUCUCUGCUACAAAUAUGACUACUAG
Molecule: messenger RNA, 864 nt
Organism: Bipolaris victoriae FI3
Lineage: Eukaryota; Fungi; Ascomycota; Dothideomycetes; Pleosporales; Pleosporaceae
Exons: 5
Coding region: 1-864 (287 amino acids)
Molecular function (GO): oxidoreductase activity
Source: RefSeq, a predicted model, not a curated record